AUGAAUGACACGGAGCUCCUGGACCUGCUGCCUUUCUUCGAGGGACUGAGCAAAGAAGAAGACGUUUACGGGGUCCUGCAGAACCUGAGAGGCAGGGGGGACGCCCUGGAGUCUCACUGUGGAAAAACCUGUCAUGUGACCCCGCUCUCCUCUCCCGGUGACCGGCUGCCUUCUGAGUGCCGUCAGAAAAAAGAAAAAUAUCCCAGGAGCACUGUGUUUGACGGAAAAAAAAACCGCCAGAAAACGGUGCCAGAUCUGGUUCAGAUCAUGAAAGGUCUGGUGCUUUCGGGUUAUUCUCCAGAACAUGAUGUGGCAGGAAUCAGCGAUCCCUUUCUACAGGUCCGCAUCUUGAGGCUGCUGAGGAUCCUCGGUCACAACAACGAAGGAGCCAGUGACGCCAUGAACGACCUACUGGCUCAGGUGGCGACCAACACUGACAGCACUAAGACUGUGGGCAAUGCUGUGCUGUAUGAAACUGUUCUCACCGUGCUGGACAUCAAGUCAGAAAGUGGCCUCAGGGUUCUGGCUGUGAACAUUCUGGGAAGAUUUCUCCUGAACAACGACAGAAACAUUCGGUACAUUGCCAUGACCUCUCUUCAAAAGAUUGUUGGGACAGACCACAAUGCAGUGCAGCGCCACCGGGGAACCAUCGUGGACUGCCUGAAGGACCAGGAUGCUUCAGUCAAGCGCCGUGCGUUGGAGCUCUCCCUGGCACUGGUGUCGGCAACCAACGUCCGCUCCAUGAUGAAGGAGCUGCUCAUCUUCCUCUCCUCCUGCCCCCAAGAGCUCAAGUCUCAUGCUGCCAGUGGCAUAUUCAACGCUGCAGAGAGGUAUGCCCCCUCCCAGCGCUGGCACAUUGACACCAUCCUGCAUGUCCUCACCACGGCAGGGGGGGACGUGAGAGAUGAAACUGUGCCCAACUUAAUCCAGCUCAUCACCAACGCAUCGGAGCUGCACUGCUACACCGUCCACAAGCUCUACCGGGCUCUGCUCCUCGACAUCUCCACGCAAUCCCUGGUGCAGGUGGCGUGCUGGUGUAUAGGAGAGUACGGAGACCUGCUGCUGAGAGGAGAGUGUCAGGAGACUGAGCCUGUGCAGGUACAUGCAGCACCAACACUGAAAGAAUAUUAUCAGUAGGGAUUCAACCUAUUU
Notothenia coriiceps (black rockcod) is the source of this 1152-nucleotide messenger RNA. RefSeq names its product AP-1 complex subunit gamma-1-like. Bases 1 to 1137 code for a protein of 378 amino acids. Gene Ontology annotation, cellular component: membrane coat. NCBI's taxonomy places the organism in Eukaryota, Metazoa, Chordata, Actinopteri, Perciformes, Nototheniidae. The record is from RefSeq and is a predicted model, not a curated record. The transcript is spliced from 11 exons. Gene Ontology annotation, biological process: vesicle-mediated transport; intracellular protein transport.